UGGUGGUUGUUGUGAUGGUCAGGUUUCGCGGGCACUCUUUGACAAGUCUCCUGCAUAUUAUCUCCUGUCUGCAUUUCCGCUGAGGAGAGUGGCCUUCUGCAGCGACAUGGGGUGACGGGAGUAGUGCUACAGGAGGAGUGAGGCACCACAAACACGCCGCCACUGCAGCACAACAAAGACCCCAGCAGGUGACACUGGCUUGGUAGUGGAGCGAGAGGGAACUUCUGCCAGUUUUGAUAUACAUGAGUGCAAGACAAAGAUGGCAGCAAGGUUGAGUUUCCAGCUGGACCAGUGUCAGCGUCGAUUUUUGUUCUCUGCAAUAUCUUCAGAUUUGGAAAAGUCUCUUCAGCAGAAAAUUGAAAGCUUACAGGGCAGAGUUGUGCUUCCUAUAACAAACUCCUUUUCAUCGCUGUGUACACAUGUUAUUGCCCAAGAGUUUUCACCCACUGAAAAGGUUUUGGGUGCUCUAGCUGGAGGAAAAUGGUUACUGACAGUCAGUUACAUCCAAGAUAGCUAUAAGAAGGGUUACUGGCUCAGUGAAGAAGAUUAUGAAUACACCAACUUCAAUAAAGUUGCAGCAUACCAUCGAUGCAAUUGGGAGCUGAGGAAUUGUGGGCUGUAUGAAGGCUGGAAGGUCUUGGUGGUGAUGGGUUGUCCUAGGAUCACAAGAACAUUUAAUAGGAUAUUAGCAGCUGGUGGAGCUGAAAUAGCAUCAAAGAAAGAUACCACAGAUGUUGAUUUUGUAAUAACAAAAAAGGAUUUAAUGAAAUAUGCUCAAGCCAUGGUGAACAGCUUUGUACCUUUGGUAGAUGUCACUUAUGUCAAGGACACACUACUGUUUAGGAACGACCCUGCUGAUUUGAAGAAGUGUGAUCUCCGUCACCAACAUGACUUUGAAAUCCCUUCCAAAUCUGCUGCCACUACCUCAUAUCAUUCAAAAUCUGAUUAUAAGGCUCAAGGCUACUGUGCUUCACCCAGGAAACCUGCAGCUGAUACUUUACAAGCCAAGAGAAAGGAGACUUGCAUCCAAACAAAGCAAACAACUAUGACACAGUUUCUGAAACCAUCAAUAAAAGAAGUGAAUAAGAUUUCUAAAGAGAAAGAGGACAAAAAUCUUCCAGUCACAAACUCUGCUGCAAUGCAGUACACACAGCCAAAAAGCAUAUGUGAAGGUCAGCCUAAAGUAAAAUCUGUAAAUGUUGAACCUUUGCCAUUAACAACACACCAUUUUAAGUUGAGGGGAUGUUCUGUUAUUGUAGAGAAACUGGUAUGCAAAAAUUAUCCAAAUCUUUUAGUGAAAGAUCCAAAUCCAAAAGCUGUGAUGAAAUCCAAAAAUUUAGCAAUGGAACAUUCUCUUACAAAUCAUGUCUUGACAGAAGAGAAUGAAGCAGCACCACUCACAUCAUCUCAGUGCAAUACAGUCUUCUCUUCUGAGAUCAAGAAAAGGGCAGUGCCAUCUAUGUCACGUGAGUGCAGUCCAGCCUCCUUGCCGGAGCUCAAGAAGGGAAAAGUGCUACCAAAGACCCCGUCAUUUACUAUAACAAAAUCUCAUGCCAAGAAAGCUAUUUUAAACUUCCUAAGAACAAGAGGAUGUUUAAAUGAAGUCUGUUGUACAAAUUUGUGCUUAAUUCCAACAGAAAGCACUGAAAGUGAAUCCUGUACAAGAGAGACUAUUACUCAGCAAGAUUCAUUUACUCCAGAUGAACCCAGAGAAAUGACAAAAAUGGAAAUUAAUCUUUAUACAUGUUUUCUUGCUCCUGAAUUACAUGACCAAGAACUUGAUAUUCAUGGAUUGGACUUCUUGUUGGAUCAGCUGUCAUCUUACCUGUAUCCUCCACCUGCCAUCAUGGGAAGCCUUCUGAGGGACUUGAUUCUAGAGACACCAAGCCGCAUUGUCCACUCCAGAGCUCUUAGAGUGGCAUAUAGGGUUCUGAGUUUGCAUCCUCCUGCCACUACAAAAAUGCGAAAGUACUACUUGCGUCUAUUGGAGAAGGCAGUGCAGGAGAAAGCUUCUGGAAACUACAUUGCAUGGACUUUCAUACAAAGGAUUAUUCAUUGUGCCUUGAAGGACAGUGAUAAGACUGUACCAAGUCCAGACACACAGGAAAACGAGGGCCUUGAUGGAGCUACAAAGGCACUUGAUCUUCUUGAGUUUCUUAUCACCCUCAUCAUAGAAGAUAUAAAAAAUUCUCCAUAUGGGAAAGCAGUGCAGGAACUUCUUACCUGGUAUAUAUUCUGGGGUCCCUCAAGAACCUGUAAUGUGUUGACACUCCCUGUGAAGCAACUCCUUCAACUGUGGAUUUCCCAGGAGACCCCUGUUGCUCUCAGGAGGCCUCUUGCCCACCUUGUCACCAUAGUGCUUGAGUUGAUGUGGAAGUUCAGUGGUGACCCCCUUGUUCCAGUAACUACACUCCCAGACACUCUUGCUGCCAUGGGAAAAGAAAUUCAGAUUUGCUGUAAAGGUUUCAGUUUUGAGGAGAGACUGGAGGCAUUAAGGGGCCUGCCCAAUCCCUGGGUCCAGUGCAUAGUCUCCUCUGUCCUCCUCCAGGAAGCUAUUCAGUGCCCCAGGAUUAUAUCACUAGCAAGUAUUGUGGAUUUGUUCUAUUCUACAACCAGUAACAGCAAGAAUAGUGCAUUAUACAAACCUGAAUAUACAAAACAGGUCAGCAACAAUCUGUCACAUAAGGAGAAUGAGGAAUCACCAGUGGCACACAGGGACUCCUUACCAAACUUUAACAGAAGAAAUUCAAAAUGUGAAGAUUUACUGAGAACUCGAACCAGGGAUGGAAAGACGGCUUUGGAUUUGGCACCUACCAAGGAAAUGUUCAGGUUGCUGAUGAAGUACAAGGGAAAUUCUGCGAGUUGCAUACCCAGAAGCAUUUCUCCCACCAUGGAGGACCAGAAGUAUCACAGAGAGCUUCUGGUGACUCUGGCCAACUGCUACCUGGAAGUCUCAGGCAAUAGAUACAUUUAUUACACCAUCACAAAAUGUAUUUAUAAAGUUGCAAAAGAAAAUUUAAAAAAGGAGAAAACUGAAGAGACAGACAUGGAUGAUGAUGAAUGUCAGGUAGUUGAUAAAAAGAUGGAAAAAGAAAUAACACAGAAGAGAACUUCACAGUAUUUAACUCUAACUGAAAAUGAAAGCUUGGGAAAUCUGAGUGAGCUUGAAGAAAAUGCUGUUACCAGGGUGUACAAAGGUAUCCAGGUGGAUAAGGAAGUGCUCAAAAAGCGGCCAUUGCAAAACAGCGCCCCUGUGAAAAAGGUAGAUGCAAGGCUUGUAUUUAGAACUUUGUGCUUGUAAUGAACAGACAUUUAGUCCUCAUUCAUGCAGGCAGGAACUGAGCCAGUUGUAUCAACCAAGACAGGAUAAUACUGUCACCUUGUUCCUCGCACAUUGUAUAGGGUGAUUAGAUGGGAUGGAGUCUGAGGACUUGAAAGGUCCCUCCUCUAUAUAUUUAUUCCUAAAAGGAGAAAAGAUAUGAUAUAUCAGCCUGUUGCAAGAAGUAGAUAUACUUUAAAUAUAUUAGAUUAUUGUAUUUAUUAUUACAGAGUUUUAUCAUAUUCCACAAAUAUUUUAAGGUAGCUACAAAAUUGUUAUAUAAGCAAUAGAAGACAAAUGAAUAAUGGCAACAGUGCUAGGUAGUACAUAUCUCUUGAUAUCCACAUUGUCAGUACAUAUGUUUUUUUUUUUUUUAAUAAUGAACAUAAACACUUUAAAACAAGAGUUGGCCAAGCAGUGUUUUCAUGUUCGUUAAUGGAAUGAAAACUUCAGUAAGUGAGCGGUGUUCUUGUCUUGAGUAUUGUUUUUUAAUGUUGAUAUGGAUAAUGUUACAAAUGAGAUGAAUGUGAUAAUGCUAGGUACCAAUGAAUGCUGAUGGUAAGAGUAACAUCUGAAUUAGCUACUGAGUGGAGCUAGUAGUACACUGGUGGAUAAUUCAGGAAAGACAUUAAGACGGAUAGUGAAGGAGAAAGAAUAUUUCCAAGUACGUGUGUCUAGCUAGGAUUGCAAGUUAAUGUGAAUGGAGGAAUAUUUGUAGAGUGAAGCUUGGAAUGAAUGAAGCAAGUGAGAAAUAAAAUGUAUAUAGAG
Messenger RNA from Scylla paramamosain (green mud crab), 4087 nucleotides. RefSeq names its product SMC5-SMC6 complex localization factor protein 1-like. Gene Ontology annotation, biological process: positive regulation of double-strand break repair; DNA damage response; protein localization to site of double-strand break. The transcript has 17 exons. Gene Ontology annotation, cellular component: nucleus; site of double-strand break. The coding region runs from base 260 to 3301 and encodes 1013 amino acids. The record is from RefSeq and is a predicted model, not a curated record. NCBI's taxonomy places the organism in Eukaryota, Metazoa, Arthropoda, Malacostraca, Decapoda, Portunidae.